Messenger RNA from Anopheles arabiensis, 424 nucleotides. RefSeq lists its product as uncharacterized. The transcript has a single exon. The coding region runs from base 67 to 342 and encodes 91 amino acids. NCBI's taxonomy places the organism in Eukaryota, Metazoa, Arthropoda, Insecta, Diptera, Culicidae. The record is from RefSeq and is a predicted model, not a curated record.
AGCUCGAACCCAAACAUUAGUUGUUACAGAUCAGGUCAGAUCAAGUUAUUACGUACCUGUUUUAACAUGAAGUUCCUUACAAUCGCGCUACUGGUGUGCCUGCUUUCCGUCGUGUGUUGCGAAGAAGCCAGUACAGCAGCAGAGAAGGAGCAGGCGACUACCGAAGCUUCCGACUCGGAGGAAGCCGCCGAAAAGCCGGACGUGGAAAAGGACGACAGCCCGAAGGACAAGCCAGACAUCGACCCGGUCGACUUUCUUGUGGAUGUGAUCAAAAACGGGAUGAAACGUGUUUCCGGCUUCCGCGAUGCGAUCAGCGUGUUGCCCUUCUCGUUUUCUGGCUGAAUUUUCGGAUUCUUCUUGCAAAAAUCAGGAACAAAGCAUGAAAAAUACAAGCUGCUUCUCAGCGUGAAUACUUGACAGUGGA